This is a messenger RNA of Pelobates cultripes (western spadefoot toad), 1710 nucleotides long. Lineage: Eukaryota; Metazoa; Chordata; Amphibia; Anura; Pelobatidae. The record is from the annotation of a GenBank genome assembly.
AUGGCGGGAACUGCAGUCACUCCAGUGAGGGUGGGCGCCUCGGCGGUUCCUUAUGGACACGCCAUAGGAAAUGAAAAAUGGAGAGGAACGGAGCUGGCUCAGUUAAUACAGGGUAUGUACGUUUUGAACCUUUUAACGUGGUUACUCUGUAAACCGCGCAUUGUCAGAAAUGUAAAAUGUGAACGUCCUCUGUGUGUUCAUUUUGGUAGCGUCCGCCUAAAAUUUUAAAUUCAGUUUGAGUUCCCAUCAAUUCCCAUUCAUGGAAUAUCUCGAUAUGAGUUUUGAGAUUUAUUUAACAAUCAAACCCCUCAGCAGGAGCAACUUUUGAAAUAUGUUAGCAACUCUUCUCUUGUUUCUUGUCACUUGAUUUCAUCCUUAUUAUGGUGAGACCUCAAUACACAUUUCUGACCCUCACUUCAAGCGUGACUGUUUAAUAUAUUUUCAUAUUCCAAUUUUUCUUUUCCCAGGUAAAAUAACCCUUGUGUUUGAAGAUGGUUUGGGAUUGGUUGAUUUCCAUCUGUCUAACAGAGCCUGCAUCUUGUAUGUAUCAGAAGCGGAUAUCGUGGCUGGAAACACUUUCAGAAGGAGGCUUGUUCGAUUUAGAAAAGUACGUUUAUAUUUGUAUGUUUUUUUUUAAUAUACUUAUGAAAAAUAACAUCGAGAUUUGAUUUCAUGGAGCCAAUUGCCAAACAUUAAAAAAAAAAAUGUAUACUAUAACCUAACGUGAUCUUAUUAAAGGGACACAAAGUCCCAUGCACCCUAUGGUUGUUGCAUGGAUUCCAUCCAUUGUCUCUGUUACAUCUAUCGAAGUGAUUGACAAAAUUGCUGACUCUGUAAACAUCUGCUACUGAAUUGUGCACAUCCUCCGACAAACUCCAUUUCUGUUAGAGCUAUUGGGUGCAUUCAUGAGUGGAGCGGUCAGUAAGGCUAUGCAAGGCACACCACAGCAUCAUUAACCUUACACAGCAGUUUCAUUAAUAUUUUUACAUGGACGAAACGAAUGCAGAAUGAACUACAUAUAUGCAGACAGAGGCUUGAUGCCACGUUUUCUUCAUUAGAGCCUCAUUUGUUUGCCAUUUUCUCUUUUAAAGGCCUGUAGCCUGAAAGGGAUCACAAUCGUGGAAAAAACCCGUCUCAGUGAGCAGUAUUUCCCCGUUAUACAGAAAUUCAUUGUGUUGGAGCUCGGUAUGGUAAUUCUCCCAGUGACCAAUAAGGCGGAGGCUGCACAGCUUAUCAUACAUUUAGUAAGUAAAGAUGGGUGUGUUGUAUUGGGAUUUAGAUUUUUGGGGGGCGGUGGGGAGGGGGAUUAUUUAAAGAAAUGUUGUAGAAGAUUACAGCAUGUUCUAAAUGAGAAACAAAUUAAAAGACUGAUGCAGAAUAAAGUAUAUUUUAUAACAAUCUAAUUAUAUGUUGUGUGUGUAUUUUAUGUAAAUGUUGACAACUUUUUACUUUUGUUUCCUUUAGGUGCAAGAGCGAAGCAGAGAGCGGCUCAGCAAUCCUUUCAGUCGUAAAAAGUCCCACCAGCUCAGGGAGGCCCACGUCCUGCAGACAGUGCAGACAAUACCAGGCAUCGGGAAAGUGAAGGCACAGCAGCUUCUCCAGCAUUUCCCCAGUAUCCACCUGAUAGCCAACGCUUCUCUCACACAGCUGGAAGCCGUAGUGGGACGAGAAAUAGCGAGAAACGUCCACAUGUUUUUUACACGAACAUGA